This is a messenger RNA of Ochotona curzoniae (black-lipped pika), 594 nucleotides long. Its product is annotated as U8 snoRNA-decapping enzyme-like. Gene Ontology annotation, biological process: sno(s)RNA catabolic process; mRNA catabolic process. The transcript is spliced from 3 exons. Bases 1 to 594 code for a protein of 197 amino acids. Gene Ontology annotation, cellular component: nucleus. Lineage: Eukaryota; Metazoa; Chordata; Mammalia; Lagomorpha; Ochotonidae. The record is from RefSeq and is a predicted model, not a curated record. Gene Ontology annotation, molecular function: phosphodiesterase decapping endonuclease activity; snoRNA binding.
AUGGCGCAGUCCAGCAAGUUGGAUCUAGCCGAGGCUCUGGCGCUUGGGCCCAUCUGGAGGCACGCGUGCCACGCCAUGCUCUAUGCACCUGACCCGGGCAAGCUCUUCGGCCGCAUCCCGCUCCGCUACGCCGUCCUGAUGCAGAUGCGCUUCGAUGGGCGCCUGGGCUUUCCCGGUGGCUUCGUGGACUCACAGGACAGCUGCCUGGAGGACGGGCUGAACCGGGAGCUACGGAAACGGCUGGGCGAGGCGGCGUCGGCCUUCCGCGUGGAGCGCGCCAACUACCGCAGCUCGGAUGCCGCAGUGGCACAGCAAGUCGUGGCACACUUUUACACGAAGCAGUUGGAGCUGGAGCAGCUGGUGGCAGUGGAGGCCAGUGCCCCACGGGCCCGGGAAUAUGGGCUGGAGGUGCUGGGCCUGGUGCGGGUGCCCCUGUACACGCUGCGUGACGGAGUGGGAGGCCUGCCCGCCUUCCUCAAGAACUCCUUUAUUGGCACUGCCCGGGAGCAGCUCCAGGAAGCCCUCCACGACUUGGGACUGGUGGAUUCUGCUUCCAGCUCCAGCCCUAAGACUUCCACGCGUGAGUCUCAGUAG